Messenger RNA from Peronospora farinosa, 1830 nucleotides. NCBI's taxonomy places the organism in Eukaryota, Oomycota, Peronosporomycetes, Peronosporales, Peronosporaceae. The record is from the annotation of a GenBank genome assembly.
AUGCCUCUUGCAAUCAGUGAUGUGACUGCAAUUCUGCAGGUGCGUGUGCGUAUCGACGGAUCUCAAUUCGACCGCUCGGUCAUGACAGAACCCGAGUUCUUAUUGUCCACACGCGUCGUAUUCCGCAGCGUUCGACAUGGCGGUACUCAAUUGCAAGCUUCAUGGCGAGUCUUUCGAAAUUUCCACGAGUUUCAGGCCCUGGAUGUGCAAUUGAGACACGCUUUUUCACAAGACAUGAAGCUAUUGGCACCGCCAGUACCACACCGACGUCGCACGUGGCUCCGACGCCAUCGUAACGCUACGUUCCUGGCCAAACGUUGCGCCGAGCUGAACGAGUAUUUGGAUCGAGUGCUUAGCAAUUCACACAUGAGACUCACGAGGUUUUUAGACCCGAGAGCACCGCUCAUGUUGCGCUGUUUCUGCAACUUUGACGCAGGUCUCAGUACGGCAAAGGUGACUGUGCUGCCUAAUCAGGUUGAAAACUGUGUGCUUUAUUUGGACUAUCGAGAUCGAGACGUGGAUGUACAGGCCAGGAUAGAUGAGACGGUGGACAGCAGUGAGUACAGUGCUUUGGAAGGUGUCGAGUUCGACGAAGAAACUGACGAAUUAGACAGUGAAGAGCAGUUGAUUGAACAACGGAGACCGGCUAGAAGGCUAGAAGGACGGAGUGAUGAUGCUAGACUGGAUGAAGUCCAGGCUAAUCUCAUGGAUGACAAGGCAAGAAACUUGAUCAUAUGCACCAGAUAUGAAUGUGCCUGUCGUGUUUCGCCCUUCCACUUAACACACCACAAAAUGAUGCAAAUGUUACGACUUCGUGAUCUCAAACAAACGUACGCACCUCCAGGAGGUGCUCUUACAGCACUGUAUUGUGUGCUUUACAAACUGCAGCAGUUCAACGACUUGGACAAACGAUUAUAUGAUGCAUUGACUGGAUUCCCCACAAAGACAUCGAAUGAGAUCGGAAUCUCGACGCAAGAACCAUCGGACGCACUGUCGAAUGACCAUUUGCAAUUAUCUAAUGGUGUAGAUCUUCUGCGUCAGACGCUGGCAAAUUAUGGACUGCUUCACGUACACACACUGGAACGAUAUUUUUGUACAGCUGCAGUAGAUCUGAAAAAGAGAUUGCAUGAGUUCAAGUCUCGACGACAAAUGCGUGUGGGUGCGGUAGAACUCGUGUUGCUCGCUACGAUGCUGAAUUUGUGUAUCCAACUGGUUACAAACGAUCAUGAGGGCUCGGAGCAACAGAUUUUGCCACUUGCUGGUCUGCGGUCGAUUCGCGAAGGUGGUCGAAUUACCAUGACGUGUGGAUACAUCCUGCCCACGUUCGUAUGUGUCAAUGGUUUAUACUUGCUGGCCGAACGGAGACGUGUUGUUUCGGAAAGUAUGUCACCGGUCUUGGGAAGCGAGGAGACAAUAUUGACAGAGCAACAGCGAAGACGGAUGUGGACGGGCUUGGACGAGAUGGAACGGUGCUUUAUGGCAGAGAUUGAACGAAUUGUUUCAAGUGAAGCGGACGCAUUCGCACUAGCUUUCGACUUUCACGUGGCAGACUCGCUCAACUCCGCCAUUCUGGAUGCUGUAUGGGACGAUUGUCAGCACAACCCGAAUCUGUUUUACCUCUUUCAUCGGCAGGCUCGACAGUUCGGCAAGGGUCACACCACAGCUCGCUUCUUUAUGCAGUAUCUGGAAGUGACCUUUGGAUUUGAGGGUGCCAGUUAUCUCGUGGAUUUCUUGCUGCACGUUUUGCCCGAAAAAGACUUGCGCAAACAGCUAUGGAACGCUCGGUGGAUACGUUUGCAUCGUCAACUUGCCAAACGCGUCUCACCAUGA